Messenger RNA from Lathyrus oleraceus (garden pea), 3440 nucleotides. RefSeq names its product protein argonaute 5. The record is from RefSeq and is a predicted model, not a curated record. The transcript is spliced from 22 exons. Lineage: Eukaryota; Viridiplantae; Streptophyta; Magnoliopsida; Fabales; Fabaceae. Gene Ontology annotation, molecular function: protein binding; RNA binding. Bases 190 to 3150 code for a protein of 986 amino acids.
GUGCCUUUUCUUUCUCCCCCACCACUCUCAGACGGUUACCUUCUAAGAAAUGUGCUAACACUUUCCUUUAAAGCCUCUACUCUCGCACCCAUUUUCUUCCAACCAUUAUUUACAAAAUCAUAUUCGCUCUAGGGUUUUCAUCUUCACUCAAAAACACUUUCUCUAUCUAUUGUAACCGUUUUCAUCACAAUGUCUCGUCGCGGUGGAGGAAACCACCCCGAUAAUCGCCGGAGUCAACCAUCUCCUGCACAACAAUCUUCUGUCAAUGCUGCAGGAUCAGGCCGCGGCCGUGGACGCGGCUCGCGCGGUGGACGCACCGCCGGUUCUUCUUCCUCGGUACAUCCACCUCCUCCGUCAUAUGCUUCGGCACCUGUUACCGUUCCUCCAUCUGUUGCAGCACCGGUUGUUCCUCCAUCUGUUGCAGCACCGGUUGUUCCUCCAUCUAUUGCAGCGUCCGUUGCUUCCUCGAGUUCGGCUCCAAAUCUCCCGUCGCCGGCGACGGUUUCCAUCGAGACACUAUCGGCUGAAGUUAAACAGAAGGCUACUCUACAGUCUGCUCCAUCGUCUCAGAAGGCGAUUAGGUUUCCUAACCGACCUGAUUACGGUCGAUUGGGAAGGAAGAUUCAAGUUCGUGCUAAUCAUUUUCAGUUGCAAGUGGCUGAUAGGGAUCUACACCACUAUGAUGUAUCUAUUUCGCCAGAGAUUACUUCAAAAAAAGUGUGCAGAGAUAUUAUCAACCAGUUAGUUAAAAUGUAUCGGGAAUCCCAGUUGGACAACCGCAUACCUGCUUACGAUGGGAGAAAGAGCUUAUUUACUGCCGGACCGUUACCUUUUACUUCCAAGGUUUUUGUGGUUGUCUUGACUGACGACAAUAGAGGAUCCUCUUCUGAUUCUGAUAGGAAAAAGCGUGAGCGGGAGUUUAAGGUUACUAUAAAGUUUGCUUCCAAGACGGAUCUCUACAACCUUACUCAGUUUCUCCGUCGCAUGCAGCUGGACUGUCCUUACGAAACCAUUCAAGCUCUUGACGUUGCUUUGAGGGCAACUCCAUCUGAGAACUAUAUUGUUGCUGGGAGGUCUUUUUUCUCUCCUAGUUUGGGGCAACCGGGUCCUCUUGGUGGUGGGACGGAGUAUUACAGGGGCUUUUAUCAAAGCAUCAGGCCGACCCAAAUUGGGCUUACUCUUAACAUAGAUGUAUCUUCAAGAGCUUUUUAUGAACCGAUACUUGUCACGGACUUUGUUUCCAAACAUUUUAAAUUGAAUUUUUCAAGGCCACUGUCUGAUCAAGAUCGUGUCAAGAUCAAGAAAGCUUUGAGAGAUGUUAAGGUGAAACUAUCUCAUAGUGGGAAAAUAAGGAGUUGUAAAGUGACCGGUGUCUCAAGAGAGCCACUCAGAGACCUAACGUUCAUGCUUGAAGAUAAUGUGACCAGAAAAAAAGUUAUUGAUUAUUUUUAUGAGAAAUACAAUAUUGUCUUAAAGCAUCCAGUUCUUCCUGCUCUCCAAGCUGGAAGUGACUCGAGACCUAUGUUUUUUCCAAUGGAGCUUUGUCAAAUUGAGCCUGGUCAGAGGUACUCCAAAAGAUUGAAUGAAGAGCAAGUAACGGCUCUUUUAAGGGCUACUUGUCAGCGUCCUCCACAAAGAGAAAAUGAUAUUAAACAUAUUGUGAAGCAGCACCAUUUCAACACUGACAACGUUGUGAAAGAGUUUGGCAUAAAUGUUAGGGAAGAGCUCGCAUUGGUUGAUGCCCGUGUUUUGCCUCCUCCGACGCUCAAAUAUCAUGGAAGUGGAGGUGGAUCAAAAAUUGACCCUCAGAUGGGUCAAUGGAAUAUGAUUAAUAAGAAAAUGGUUGAUGCUGGCAAGGUGCAAUUUUGGACUUGCAUUUGCUUUGCAAGUAGAAUGGACCCAACUCAAUUUUGUGCUGAGUUGGUUAAUAUGUGUCGAAGCAAGGGAAUGGAUUUCAACCCAGAUCCUCUGAUACCUAUAUACCCUGGGAAUCCAAAUCAAAUCGAAAGAGAGCUUGUUGAACUUCAAAAGAAGUGCAAGGCAACACUUGAUAGGACAAAGCAGGCGGGAAGACUGCAAUUGUUGAUCAUAAUUUUACCGGAUUUUAAGGGUAAAUCAUAUGAUAGAAUAAAGCGUGUAUGUGAGACUGAAUUGGGAAUAGUUUCUCAAUGCUGUCAACCGCGACAAGCCAUAAAGAUGAAUAAACAAUAUCUUGAAAAUUUGGCGUUAAAGAUCAAUGUUAAGUCUGGAGGCCGUAACACGGUGUUGAAUGAUGCCUUUGAGAAAAGAAUUCCUCUAGUAACUGAUAUGCCAACAAUAAUAUUUGGUGCUGAUGUAACACAUCCUCAACCGGGAGAAGACUUGAGUCCCUCUAUAGCUGCAGUGGUGGCAUCAAUGGACUGGCCUUGGGUCACAAGAUACAGAGGAAUUGUUUCUGCCCAGGUUCACCGCGAGGAGAUAAUUCAAGAUCUCUUUAAAGUAAUAGAGGAUCCUCAGAAGGGAAAUCGGCCUGCUGGAAUGAUAAGGGAGUUGCUUGUGGCUUUCUUUAAAUCUACUGGGUGUAAGCCAAAGAGGAUUAUAUUUUACAGAGAUGGGGUAAGUGAGGGCCAGUUCAGUCAGGUUUUGCUUUACGAGAUGGAUGCAAUUCGGAAGGCUUGUGUCUCAAUAGAGGAUGGGUAUCUACCUAAAGUUACUUUUGUAGUGGUCCAAAAGAGACAUCACACCCGUCUCUUUCCUGUCAACCCCAAAGAGACCGAUAGAAGUGGAAAUAUUAUGCCAGGAACCGUGGUAGACACCAGCAUUUGUCACCCUAGGGAAUUUGAUUUUUACCUUAACAGCCAUGCAGGAAUUCAGGGGACUAGUCGACCAACGCAUUAUCAUGUGCUGUAUGAUGAAAAUAAAUUCACUGCAGACCAGCUACAGUGUUUGACCAAUAACUUAUGCUACACUUAUGCGAGGUGUACUCGAUCUGUCUCAAUAGUUCCUCCUGCCUAUUAUGCACAUUUGCUAGCUUUCCGCGCUAGAUACUACAUAAGUGAAGUUGAAAAUUCUGAUUCUGGUUCUGCAAGUGGAAAUAGGAGUGCCACCAACUUUGUGUUGACUCUGCCAUCUAUCUUGGAAAAUGUCAAAGAAGUAAUGUUUUACUGUUGAUCUUGAUUUGUCGUACAAGCUUCGAGGAUAGAUUUGGGAGUUAGGAUAUUCACCAUGCCUUUUUUUGGAUAUACUACUUAUGCUGCCAUCUGUUUUUUUGGUUUUGCCUUAUUUUGUAUGAAUGUGGGAUAAAACUACUAGACAGCUUUUGGAUAUUAAGAACAUGUUUGCCACCAUGGGUGGAUGGGCGUUAUUUUGUUUAGUAUUGGUUAGAACUACUAGACAGCUUUUUGGAUGCAGAACAUGUGGCCACCAUGCGUGUUUAUAAGUAUUUUGAAGUUAUUUUUAUA